Molecule: messenger RNA, 2082 nt
Organism: Cyprinus carpio (common carp)
Lineage: Eukaryota; Metazoa; Chordata; Actinopteri; Cypriniformes; Cyprinidae
Product: phosphoacetylglucosamine mutase-like
Biological process (GO): UDP-N-acetylglucosamine biosynthetic process; hemopoiesis; carbohydrate metabolic process
Molecular function (GO): phosphoacetylglucosamine mutase activity; magnesium ion binding
Source: RefSeq, a predicted model, not a curated record
GGGUCAAACGAAACCGAUUUGAUUAAAAUAUGCGGCAAGUUCACGUGUACGUCAGGAGAGGGGCGUGGCCAUCUGCGUCACUGCAGCCACGUAAUCAGGGAAGUAGGAAGUGCAGCGCACGCCCUUCAGUUGCAGAAACAGCACAAGAUGGCUCAGUUUGAGGAAGUGUCUCAAAAGUCCAAGCUGCAUCCGAAGCCGGAGGGCCUGACGUUGCAGUAUGGCACAGCUGGAUUCCGCACUCACGCCAAACAUCUGGAUCACAUCAUGUUCCGCAUGGGGCUGCUGGCAACUUUGAGGUCCAAAAAAACAAAAUCCACCAUCGGAGUCAUGGUGACCGCGUCUCAUAACCCAGAGGAGGACAAUGGGGUGAAGCUAAUUGACCCCAUGGGGGAGAUGGUGACAGCGGCAUGGGAGGGAUACGCCACACAGCUCGCUAACGCCGAGCAGGACUCUCUUCUCAAAGAACUGAAGGACAUUAUCAAGAAAGAGGACAUCGACAUGAGCGAGCCUGCAAGCGUCUACGUCGGCAAAGACACCAGACCCAGCAGUGCUAGUCUCGCUCAGGCUGUAUUGGAUGGCGUUUCCAGUUUGGGUGGCAAAACUCAUGACUAUGGUCUGGUCACCACUCCCCAGCUGCAUUAUAUGGUGUGCUGCUGCAACACACAUGGCUGCUACGGCAGUCCCACUGUUGAGGGCUACUACCAAAAACUCUCACAGGCUUUCCUUCAGCUCACUCAGAAUGCCUUAAACCGCACCGACGAUCAGAAGAGGCUUCUGGUGGAUGGAGCCAACGGCAUCGGCGCACUGAAGAUGAGAGAAAUGGAGCCGUUUCUUCGCUCCGAGCUGCAGGUGGUGCUUUCGAAUGACGGCAGUAGUGGGAAACUCAACCACAUGUGUGGAGCAGAUUACGUCAAAGUGCAGCAGAAAGCGCCUCAAGGUAUGAAUAUGGGAGAAGGUGAGCGCUGCUGCUCGUUCGAUGGUGAUGCCGAUCGCAUUGUUUACUACUACACCGACUCUAAAGGCUGCUUCCAUCUGCUGGACGGAGACAAGAUCGCUACUCUCAUCAGCACGUACCUCAAAGAGCUGCUCACACAGGCAGGGUUGAACUUACAGAUUGCUGUUGUUCAGACAGCAUAUGCUAAUGGGAGCUCAACUCGCUAUUUGGAGGAUGUCAUGAAGGUCACAGUAUGCUGUACGAAAACAGGAGUUAAGCACCUACAUCACGCAGCGCAGGAAUAUGAUAUUGGAGUGUAUUUUGAGGCAAAUGGACAUGGAACUGUUUUGUUCAGCAAAGCAGCACAGAAACAGAUUCAAGAGCUGGUGAAAGACCCAAACGCAAACGAUGAGAGAAAACGAGCGGUGAAACUCCUGGAGAGCACCAUCAAUCUGAUCAACCAGACGGUGGGAGACGCGAUCUCAGAUAUGCUAAUGAUUGAAGCAGUGUUGGCCAUCAGAGGGAUGUCUGCGCAAGACUGGGAUGCAAUUUACACAGACCUGCCCAACCGCCAACUUAAAGUCACGGUGUCAGACCGGCGUGUCAUAGAUACGACAGACGCAGAGAGGAGGGCCGUGAGUCCAGAGGGGCUGCAGGACACCAUCGACACGCUUGUCAAGAAAUACAAAAGCGCUCGGUCCUUCGUUAGACCGUCUGGAACUGAAGAUGUGGUCAGGGUCUAUGCUGAGGCUGACACACAGGAAAGUGCUGAUAGUCUGGCUCAUGAGGUCAGCCUGGCUGUGUAUCGUCUUGCUGGAGGAAUCGGAGACGAGCCAAAACCUCUACACUAAUUAAACAUGCAUGCAUGUAUAAAUACUGUAAAUGUACAGUAAACUAGUUUUUGUGGCGCAAACAAAUGUUUCGAAUGAUUUGGGAGAUGACAAAUGUCGUACUGUAUGAAUGACCAACAGUCUUUCUAAAUGGAAGUGUAUGAUUAUGAGGGAAUGUUAAACCAUGAUCUAUGUGAACAUACGUUUACACUCAUUUCAUCAGAGAAAAAUCAAGUUUUGCCUUUUUUUUUUCUCAAUUUUACAUGCCAUUUUGAGAAUAAAAGAAAAUAUUCAGUAGUUUGGGGUUGGUAAGAUAUU